Melozone crissalis (California towhee) is the source of this 2000-nucleotide messenger RNA. It is a transcript of the gene SHPK, whose product is annotated as sedoheptulokinase. The record is from RefSeq and is a predicted model, not a curated record. Lineage: Eukaryota; Metazoa; Chordata; Aves; Passeriformes; Passerellidae. Gene Ontology annotation, biological process: cellular response to lipopolysaccharide; carbohydrate metabolic process. Gene Ontology annotation, cellular component: cytosol. Bases 249 to 1667 code for a protein of 472 amino acids. The transcript is spliced from 7 exons. Gene Ontology annotation, molecular function: sedoheptulokinase activity.
UUAGGAUAAAAAGCGUGAUUUAAAGCAGCGCAGGUUAGCUGGGGAAGGGGCGCUUUGUCACUGUCACAGUGGAGGGGUAGCGACUGGGGAGCGCUGAGGGCAGGGAGCACCUUCAGCCUGAGGGCGAAGUCCGGGUCGCGCUCCUGCCCCGUCCCUGAGAGCCCGCAGGGCGGCACCGGGAGCCGUGAGGGGCUCAGCUUGGUGGGUGUUGUUCCGCCUGUGACAAGGUGACAGCCAUCCAUCCCCUCAUGGCCGCGGCGGGCGGGCCCGGGCCCACCUGUGUGCUGGGCAUUGACCUGGGCACGACGUCGGUGAAGGCAGCGCUGGUGACAGGGACAGAGCGAGGGCUGGCGCUGGCACAGAGCUGCUCCAGGGAGACGCAGGCACACAGCGAUAGCCUGGGAGCUGCAGCGCAGGGAAUGGAGCAGGAUGUCCAGAAAAUCAUAAAAGCAUUGAAUGAAUGCCUUGCUGCUCUGCCUCAGCAGCAGCUUCAGCAAGUCACCCACAUUGGGAUUUCUGGACAAAUGCAUGGGGUUAUGUUUUGGAAAAGUGAUAAAGGGUGCAGGUGGUCAGAGGGUGGCCCAGGCCCUGCCUUUGAGGCAGACAGGGUCAGCCACCUGGUCACCUGGCAGGAUGGGCGCUGCAGCCCCACCUUCCUCUCCUCCCUUCCUCUGCCUCAGUCACAUGUGAGCCUGGCUACAGGAUUUGGAUGUGCCACAAUCUUUUGGUACUCAAAGAACAGUCCAGAUUUUCUGAAGGCUUAUGAUGCAGCUGGCACCAUCCAGGACUAUGUGGUGGCCAUGCUGUGUGACCUGAAGAAGCCACUGAUGUCUGUCCAGAAUGCUGCCAGCUGGGGAUAUUUUAACUGCAGGAACAAGAGCUGGAAUGCUGACAUACUGAAAAAAUCUGGCUUUCCUGUGCACUUGCUUCCAGAGGUGGGAGACCCUGGCAGUGUUGCAGGCAGGACAACCUGUGCAUGGCAUGGAAUACCCCAAGGAGCAAAAGUGGGAAUUGCCCUGGGAGAUUUCCAGUGCUCUGUUUAUUCCUGUCUGACUGACAGGACUGAUGCAGUUCUUAAUAUCAGCACCUCUGCUCAGCUGACCAUCUCAAUGCCCCUGGGUUUCCAGCCUCCAGAGGCACCAGAUCCUUCCUCAGCUGUCACUUAUUUUCCCUACUUCAAUGGUGACUACUUGGCAGUGGCAGCAUCACUCAAUGGAGGCAAUGUGCUUGCAACAUUUGUGGGAAUGGUGGCACAGUGGGCACAAGAGCUGGGAUUUCAGGUUCAGGAAUCUGCCAUCUACCCAAGGAUAAUCCAAGCAGCCUUGGCCCAAAAGCACAGCAAGCUCUCAAUCCACCCAACCAUCUUUGGAGAGAGACACCUUCCUGAGCUGCUGGCAUCAGUGAGCAGCAUUGGUGCCUCUGAGCUGUCCCUGGGCCAUGUCACCAGGGCCCUGUGCCGUGGCCUCGUGGAGAACCUGAGCUCCAUGUUCCCUGUGCAGCACCUGCAGGAGCUGGGGGUCAGCAGGGUCCUGGGCAGUGGCACUGCCCUUGCCAGGAACGAGGUGCUGAGGCAGGAAGUGGAGAGGAUUUUUCCAUUCCCUGUGGUUUAUGGGAAGGAUGUGGAUGCUGCUGUGGGGGCAGCUAUGGUGAUGUUCCAUAGUAAAUAAAGUCCUUAUUUGGAAUGGCCUGAUGCAGCUUUCUGGUUUUUUCCUGACACUAUAAUGUUUGUUUGUUUUUGGUUUUUUUUUACUUUAUUCCACAUGCACUCACUGCUUCUCCUGGGUCUGCACAUUUUGUUGCUCUGUCAUUUCCAUUUGUGAAAUGAGGAGUAAUUAUCACAUUAAAUUUAUCUGAGUGACUGGGAAAGAUCCAUUAACUUUCUGCAUAAAAAGACACUUCUUGUGAGGCUCAUUUUCCUGGUAGGAAAUAUGUUGGAAAGGGCUGGGAGAGAUGAGCUACUGUCUGUAACUUGGUCUGAUGCUUUUGUGCACUCCCUUAAA